Messenger RNA from Toxotes jaculatrix (banded archerfish), 1455 nucleotides. It is a transcript of the gene sumo3b, whose product is annotated as small ubiquitin like modifier 3b. Gene Ontology annotation, molecular function: ubiquitin-like protein ligase binding; protein tag activity. Gene Ontology annotation, cellular component: nucleus. The transcript has 4 exons. The record is from RefSeq and is a predicted model, not a curated record. NCBI's taxonomy places the organism in Eukaryota, Metazoa, Chordata, Actinopteri, Toxotidae. Bases 98 to 385 code for a protein of 95 amino acids. Gene Ontology annotation, biological process: protein sumoylation.
CCUGGUCCAAACGAAAGAGCCGGAGGAGCUGUUAACUCGCUUCGUUGUUAACCGUUGGUCUCCACAAAUAUUAAUAAAUCCCGGGGAAAAUAGCAGAAUGUCUGAAGAAAAGCCAAAGGAGGGAGUGAAGACGGAGAACGACCACAUUAACCUCAAGGUAGCUGGUCAGGACGGGUCAGUCGUACAGUUCAAAAUCAAGAGGCACACUCCGCUCAGCAAACUAAUGAAGGCAUACUGCGAAAGACAGGGAUUGUCAAUUCGUCAGAUAAGGUUUAGGUUUGAUGGACAGCCAAUUAAUGAAACAGACACACCUGCACAGCUGGAGAUGGAGGAUGAAGACACUAUUGAUGUAUUUCAACAACAGACAGGAGGAGUCUGUUCUUAAGUGUGAUGUGAACUCUACUCUUUGAAGAACAUCCACACCAUUUGUUCAUGUUGUAUUUGUUCAUUUCUGUUUUUACUUAUUUCCUUUUUUUUCCACUGUGCUUUGCUAAAUAUCAGACUAUUCACAACAUAAAGAAGGGUUUUGUAAUCAUCCAAAGUCAAAUCAUGACUUUGAGAUGCAGGGAUUUUUUUCAUGUUUCAUUCACAUAAGCAGAUGAUUAGAAUUUUUUUCUUCUUUUGAUGUUGGGAUGACAUCCUACAUGUCUCAUAAAUCAUAAGCUAAAGUACAUGCCAAAAUCUUUUUUUUCCUUUUAAGUUAUCCAGAUUGUUGUAAGCAUUUAAAAUCAGGAUGGGCUUGUUUUAAUUCAUGUAAUUGAUGAAAACUGCUGCAUGGGAGUCAUUGGUUAAUCUCUCCACAGAUGGGAAAGGUUACAUAUUUCUCAUGUAGCAAACUUUUAGUAGUGUUUUUUUUUUUAAAGAAACAUUUAAAAUAAUUUCAUGUAUCUAGACCCAUUUACCUGAUACAGUUGCUAAGAAAAUAUGAUCCAUAUGGAUGUUUUACCUCAAUACUGUCACUCAACACAGACUUAACUGAAUGGUAAAUAAAGUACAGUAAUGUUUCUGGACCAAAAAUGCUAAAUGAAUAGUGUUCUUUUAUAAAAGGGUUUUUUUUAACAUAUAAGACGCAGAUGUCUUAUAUGUUUCUUAUGUCUUUUCCCUCCUUUUCAAGACCUUAAAAUAUACACUAAACAUGUCACCUUUGGCAGUCCAGAAAGUAAUACAUGUCUCAUAUAAGGUUAUAUAUUUCAGUGUAUAAAUAGUCAACAAGUCAAUGCUGUGUUGCCAAUUUGAAUACAGUUGUCUAAAAUCUAUCCACAUCUACAGAUUAGUUGGACUUGUGUGUUGCUAGAAAGCUUGUUUUGUGAGAAUGUCCACCAUCAUUUUAAAAGUUAACAUUUGUUAGAUUUGCAGGGCGACAUUGACAGUAUAUUUCUUUUUUUUUUCUUUUUUUAAUUUGUACAUUAUUUGUUGUCCCUAUACUGUAUACAAUAAAUAUAGUUUGAUACUCGG